AUGGGCUUCCCUGGUCUACCAGAAUAUUUGGAACCUCGUUUUCUUCAGCUUAAAAGAGACUUGGUCAAGGAAGGAAAUAUAGAAGUAGUCACGGAAUCAUGGAAAAGGUUACUAGUUGCUCUUGAGCAGGAAACUAAGUCAAUUCAAGAAGAGGGCUCUAGUAGGGUACCCGUAUUUGACUGGGCUGAAAUUGUCGCUAAUGACUACCAGUUGACUGAAGAGCAGAGUAAGAUAUUCAAGCAAAGAGGCACGGUAUUGGUCAAGGGGGUAGUUGAUGCUUCUCAGGCUGACAGAUGGUUUGAAGAGUUGGUUGACUUUAUCAAAGAGAAUCCAGAGACUGCCGGGGCAUACAAAGGUACAGCUGCUAUGUUUAAUCUCUUCUGGACCAAGCCUCAAGCAGAAGCAAGGUCCCAUCCAGAGGUUGAAAGGCUAGUCAAAGUUUUUGGAAAUCAAUUCUAUGUGGAAGAUAAAGAAAACUCCUACAUUGAUUUAGAUACCCAGGUGGUAUACGGUGACAGAAUUCGUAUUAGACAGCUGGGCCAAGAGGCUCUAUUGCCCUUGCAUUUGGACAGUUCGUCCGUUGAAAGAUGGGAAGACUUGAAGUUUCGCCUGUCCUACAAGGAAAUAUUUGAAGGUAGAUGGGAGGAAUGGGAUCCUUGGAAGCUAGAUGACAAGCAAUUUGCCCAAGAGGAUUUAUAUAAGUUUGAUACUACCCGAUCAUCUAAGUCGAUUUGCACGUCUUUCAGAACCCUACAAGGCUGGCUAAGCUUAUCAGAUAACGAAGUAGGAGGAACUUUGAGAGUGCUUCCUUCUCUUAAAUUGGCUAUAAGUUAUGUUUUAUUGCGCCCUUUCUUCUGGAGAGACCCUGAGCUGGGUAACAUCGAAGAUUAUGAGAUAGAUCUUGAAACAACUAGAUUUCCAGGCACGAAACCGGGGACCGGUCAGAUUAUUCUUGAUGUUGAAGAUUUCCCUCACCUUAAUCCAAGUCAAAACGUGGUGAAGAUUCCAGAGGUUAACAAAGGUGAUUUUAUAUUCUGGCAUACAGAUUUGCCUCAUGAUGUUGAUCCUGAGCACCACGGCUCAAGUCAUUCAAGUGUCUUCUACUAUGCAAUUGCCCCACUUUCUCCAGGAAAUAUAGAAACAUUACUUGACACCAAGGACUCCUGGACAAGAAAUGUUUCGCCUUUUGACUACAGGCAUACUCAAGCUCCUGGUACCAAAGAAAAUCAAGGUGCUGAUAUUAAAAAUGUACAAUCUGACGAAUCUAAACGCUCUUUGGGAUUAUUGCCUUUUGAAAUUAAGGAUGACCUUACUUUACCUCAAAAGAAGAUCAGACUUGUUGCCAAUGAAGCUUUGAAGAAUGGUCAUUUUGAUUUGCCAAAAUUCUUGAAAGAAAUUAAUUCAACAGAAUAG
Molecule: messenger RNA, 1413 nt
Organism: Dujonia railenensis
Lineage: Eukaryota; Fungi; Ascomycota; Pichiomycetes; Serinales; Debaryomycetaceae
Source: the annotation of a GenBank genome assembly